AUGUACGGGAUGCGGCUAGAAGAAGCUCUUAUGGAUGGAUGGGACUCGAAAUGGUCCAGACACCAGAGCGAGCAGGACGAAAGCGAGCCAAGACGAAAGCGAGCCAAGACGAAAGCGAGCCAAGACGAAAGCGAGCCAAGACGAAAGCGAGCCAAGACUGACGCAGAUGAUGGCGACAAGCGGCAAGGAAAGGGUAAAAAUGAGCGGAAAGAGGACGAGGGCAACGGCAAGAGAACGCGAAGGGCCACACAGACAGGACAAGUCAGGGACAGUAGAUGA
Messenger RNA from Ustilago hordei, 279 nucleotides. RefSeq lists its product as uncharacterized. NCBI's taxonomy places the organism in Eukaryota, Fungi, Basidiomycota, Ustilaginomycetes, Ustilaginales, Ustilaginaceae. The transcript has 2 exons. The record is from RefSeq and is a predicted model, not a curated record. The coding region runs from base 1 to 279 and encodes 92 amino acids.